Spirodela intermedia is the source of this 433-nucleotide messenger RNA. Lineage: Eukaryota; Viridiplantae; Streptophyta; Magnoliopsida; Alismatales; Araceae. The record is from the annotation of a GenBank genome assembly.
AUGCACUGGAAAUGGGAUUUUUCUUGGUCUGAGAGUCAAUAGAGUCGGCGUGAAACUCAAGCCAUUUCAAAGAUUUUUCGAAAUUGUAUGGUUCCGUAGUGGAGGAACUGAAAUCCAUCAAUGUCAAAGACCUCAGCGGUUUAGUAAUCAUGAAGAAAAUGAUGGAGAAGAAGAAGCCAGACCUGCUGCAUUCAUAUUGAUUAUCUCCAUCUAAAAUCUCAGUAGCUGUAAACCGAAAAAGCGCCUCCUGAAGUGUUCGAACAUCACCAGGUAUUCCAACAGUGAGAUCCAGCAUCCGCUCAUUCCGGACAGAAUUACUCUGGCAGUUCAUACAUUUUAUCUGCAUUACAGAUUCCAGUCACUAACCCCCUUCACAAAAUAAAGUGUCAAACCCCCAAAAGUGGGAAACAAGAAAGGCGCACAACACCUUUGA